This is a messenger RNA of Lotus japonicus, 327 nucleotides long. RefSeq names its product auxin-responsive protein SAUR71-like. Bases 1 to 327 code for a protein of 108 amino acids. Lineage: Eukaryota; Viridiplantae; Streptophyta; Magnoliopsida; Fabales; Fabaceae. The transcript has a single exon. Gene Ontology annotation, biological process: response to auxin. The record is from RefSeq and is a predicted model, not a curated record.
AUGGGAGCUAAAGGAAGCAAAUUAAGUAAAUGGGUUGGUGUUGGGAGUGCUCACAAGCGCAUAGAAGGGUCUCUAUUAUUGGCACCUAAAGGUUAUGUUCCAAUUUGUGUUGGCACAAAUGAGGACACUUGCACGCGAUUUAUUGUUAAUAUCAGAGCCCUUCGUCAUGCAUUUUUCUGUGAGCUGCUAGGAAAGACUGCAGAAGAAUAUGGGUUCAUGAAUGAAGGGGUUUUGAGGAUCCCGUUUGAAGCACAAGCUUUUGAAGAGUGGUCCAUCACCAACUCCAACAAAAAGCUUAAAAUUAAGAUUAGGAGGGUCACAAAUUAG